This is a messenger RNA of Chlamydomonas reinhardtii, 1995 nucleotides long. RefSeq lists its product as uncharacterized. The transcript has 7 exons. The coding region runs from base 69 to 1688 and encodes 539 amino acids. NCBI's taxonomy places the organism in Eukaryota, Viridiplantae, Chlorophyta, Chlorophyceae, Chlamydomonadales, Chlamydomonadaceae. The record is from RefSeq and is a predicted model, not a curated record.
GCUCUCAGCUCACUUACUCGUGGUCGACAGCUUUAUUGGCCAUAUAACAACGUGUAAACGUCGCUGGGAUGCCGCGGAUCGAGGAUGAGAUUUACAAGCUUAAUUCUGAAAUUGACAAGUUUCUGGCUGAGGAGGGAGAUGGAGACAGCGGCGACGAGGGCUCGAGUGCGGAAGCCGUGACGCUUCGCCCCAAGCCCGGUGCCAUCACGCCCCUUGGCGUCCGCGUUGACCGGGGGGCAGGCUUCUUGGGCGCCAACGGAGCAACAGCAACGAUAGGGGAAAUGGACUCAACCCUGGCCAACAUCCGGGCCUGGAAGCAGAAGCACGAGCGGGAGAUGCUGGAGAUGCGCCAGCGAAACGAGCAGCGAAACGAGGCGCUUGCACAGGCUGCUGGCUCAGGCGAUGCCAAGCUAGGCGCCCAGCCUGGAGCUCCUGCACCGGAUGUCCCGGGUGAUGCACUGCAGGCGGCAGCGCAGGGUGCAAUUACAACGGCGCUGGGGGAUGAGGCUGAUGCCGAUCUGCGCGAGUUGACGCGGGAGAGGCGCGAGCGGCAGGAGCGCCUCGUGUCAGGCAUACGACAAAAGUACUCAGCGGCAGAGGACGGCUCGGGGCUGGGUAGAGGCGGGGUAGAUGGCGGCGGUAUAGGAGCAGGAUCGGACGGCCCGGCGGCGCAAGCACUGCUGGCGGCCAGCGGAGUCCGGGCGUCUCGGCCCAGCGUGAGCCACCCCCCGCUAGAAUCCUUGCUGCGAGAUCUUAACGUGUGGAGCUCAGUAGACCCAGCAACCUCGGCGGCAGUGGGAGCGCGAGUAACGUACAUGCCUCCUGGUACCUCGGCGGGACUGGACCGGCCCAUCAGCGCAGCUCGCAAGAAGGCGGAGGUGGCAGCCAAUGCGGCAGUGCUUCGUGGCCAGCAGCUGAUGGCGGAGCUAGAGGCGGAGCUGAGGGCGCUGGAGGGCCCGGGAGGUGCUGGCGGCGGCGGCGGCGCCGACGCCGGUAGUACUGCUGCGAGGCCAGGGGACACCCUGGGUGAUGUGGCCUCGUUCACUGGGAUGCGGGCGUCAAGCUUCGCCCGGCCAGGCAGCGGUAGUGGGCCACUGGGCGCGGUGGACAUGAACGGCAGGAGUGCAGCUGGCGUCUCUGAAGCAGGAGGGCUGGGCUUCUCCGGGUCCGGGGGCGGGGUCGGCGGGGCGGCAGCGGACGCGGGGCUCCCUUUGGACCCGCUGUUGGACUGGUCGGUGCAGCUGCAGGGCGUGCUUGCCAGAAUGGAUGCGCUGCAGACCGGGUACCAGGCAGGGGCGCUGGCGGCAGCAUGCGGCGCGGACACAAGCAGCCGCCCUGGCAGCGGCCGUGCCGGCGGCUCUGGCGCCGGCAGCGCGGCCGGGCUCCGCACUGCAUCGGCAUCGUCGCUGAUGCCGCCGCGGCCGGGCAGCGCCCGCAUCAAGCUGGACCCGCUGCCGCAAGCGCCAGCGCUGCUAGCUGCCGCCGCAGCUGCGGCCGCGUCAGGGUCUGCAAGGGGGCAGCCCGGCGCAGCAGUGAAGAGGUCUGGGUCGAGUGGCAGCACAAGCAUGGCUGGCGGCGGUACACAACAGGAAGAUCCGGGCCCGGGUGCCGGGUCGGAGUCGGUGCACUUCGCCGGCAGCCGCAUACGGCAGCUGCGUGAAAUGCAGCGUCAGGACUCUGCGCAGUAGCAUAGGUGGCCCUUGUGUGGUGCGGUUGCAUGGUGCGGGCGAGCCAUAGUUCAGCGUGAUGCAUUCAUGCAGGGUAAUGAUUGACUGACUGACUGCCGGCUGUCUGACUGCCGGCUGCCUGGGAUUUGGGAGGCACGCCUCCACCCACGUUGCCGCUGUUGCUGGGCCGCGACGCAGGCACGACGCAGGCCCCGCCGCCGCAGCGCCAGCGAGCGUGCGGUCGGCUCGGGCAUCUGGCAUGGUGGAUAGAAUGGUGACUAUCGAGACUGGAAGCGAACUCGUCGUUCUUGUGUAAUAAUUUAUAGAU